GCGAGGCGGCCGCGGCCGGCCGGCCCUUUUGCUUAAGGAGGCUCGACCCUCAGACGCUGAGAGUCAUGGCCCUGCCGUUGGUGCCCGGCAAUAGCGUUAACCGCAACAUAGGAAAGGAGAAGUUCCACAAAUCCCAGCAUUGGGGCUUUUGCAACAAUGUGAGGAUGCUAGUGAGUGAUGGGAAGCCUGGAAUAGGUGGAGAACCUCUGCCCGGGCAAAAGACAAAGCCCAGGAACACUACAUAUCCGAAAGGAGAAGGCUCUGCUGUACCAUCAUGGGUAGUUUUUGAUAAACAGGUAUUAUGUUUUGAUGCCUACUUGGAAGAUGAAGUACCUGAUAAAAACCAAGAAGACUAUAGAAUAAGAUACUAUAAAAUCUACUACUACCUUGAAGAUGACACAAUUCAAGUAAAUGAGCCAGAGGUGUUAAAUAGUGGACUGAAUCAAGGGAUUUUUAUCCGGCGUCACCGAAUUUCUCUCCCACCUCCUGAUGAGGAUCAAUUUUAUACUGUGUAUGAUUUCAAUGUCAGCAAAGACGUUGUCUUCUAUGAUAAGACAUUCAAGAUUUAUGAUUGCGAUGUAUUCACAAAAAACUUUUUGAAGAAAGUAGGAAUCAGAGUAAAUCCCCCAGGACCACGUCCGGAAGAUCCUUACAUGAAGUCACGGAGAGAGACACUAGAGUACAUGAAGCCUUUACGUCCCUAUGAGUCCUUGGAUACCCGGAAACAGUUCCUUGAAUAUGAUGGGAAGGUUUUGCGUUUCUUCUGCCUGUGGGAUGACUCAGGCUCACUGUUUGGGGACCGUAGAGAUCUUGUCCUGCAUUACUUUUUGGCCGAUGGUACUAUUGAAAUCAAAGAACUGAUGCCACAGAACUCGGGCCGGGAUGCUAUGGCAUUGUUUCUUCGGAGGAGUAAGCUGCCCAAGCAUGGCCCACCUGGCAUCUUUCAACCAGGUGAGAUAACUGAGCAAGCAGUUCUCAAUGUGUACGGUGGCUUGUCUCUGACUCGCAUGCCAGGCUACCUGUUGGACAGAUAUGAGCUAGGAAAAGUAGACCAAGAGUUUUACACAGAUGCUGACCUGACCAUAGGAGCCACCAUCAAUGUGUGGGGAAGGAAAGUUCUCCUUUGUGACUGUGAUGAAUUUACGAAGUGUUAUUAUAGAUCUAAUUAUGGAAUUGAGAACUUUACCUCAAUUCCAUGCAAGGCUCCUACUCCUCCAAAAAUAGAAAGGAAAUUUCCACCUUAUAAUGGCUUCGGAUCUGAAGAAGAUUCUCUCCGUACCUGCAUAGGCCUCCGGCCCACACCUCAUAAGAAAGACUUCAAGAAGUUUAUGGAAUUAGACAGCUAUGGCAACAUAAGCAAUAUACUCCGAUAUUUCGCAAAACUAAUCACUGACAAAUGUGAGGAUGUGGACAGAAUGUUUGUUAUUUCAUAUUAUCUCAGUGAUAAUACAAUUUCAGUGUUUGAACCUGUAGAGAGAAAUUCAGGGUAUGAUGGUGGGAUGUUCUUGAAAAGAGUUCGUAUUAAGAGGCCUGGACAAGAACUCUUUAAAAGUGAACUAUCAGAAUAUAUCCAGCCCGAGGAGCUGUAUAUUGGCGCCAAAGUGAACAUAAAUGGCUACCUAUUUCUUUUGCUCAAUGCUGAUGAGUAUACCUUAAAACACAUGGAGAAUAAUACAGAUAAGUUUCCUUUUAGCAACCUACAACUUGUCCUACAAAAGCUAAAAGAUGAAGAAGCAAAAUCCAGAGAGAUCAAGCAGGUGUUUAGAGCUGCUGAUUGUAAUUUCACGAUAGUGAUGGAUUAUAAUACAUUCAGAGAAAUAGUGAUGAAUAUAACUGUUGGGAAACUCAUAGAGCAGGAAGUCAUAACCAUUGCACGUCACUACCGUGUGCCUGAGGAGCCAUGUCCAAACUUGGAUCUUUUAAUUGCACAGGCUCACGAACAGCUCAAAAAGAAUACUUUUGAGACUUUUGAUGAAUUCAUUUCCACCUGUGCAUACGAAGAUCGAGAAAAAAAAAAUGUAUUACCUACCAAAGACAUCAAAAGGCUAUGCAAGUCUUUCAGGUUACCUUUGAAUGAAGAUCUUCUAGAAACCUUACUGUCAAGGUUUGAAGACAGUGAAAAGCAAAUAAAUUAUGAGUCAUUUUUCUCUGCCCUGAACUGGAGAAUGAAUCCGACACCUCCAUUGGUAGCACCGUCAUACCUGAAAGAGGUAUGUGAAGAUGUUUGGCUUGGGAUGCCAUCACCUAUUCCUGCAAAAUGCAUUGACUACUUCACUCUUUUGAAGGACGUGUAUGGCUUAGAGGAACAGAUCUGCCAGUUUUGGUGAACUCCCUUUCAUUUAUGGCUCUAAUUUUGCCAAGUUUCUUUCAGUAGACAUAAUUUCAUCAAAAACAAAAAGAAACAAGUUUAUAUUAAAUGGAAACCCAUAAACCACAAUUAAUCUUCUUUUGUCCCUUGAGAUUUUUCAGAACAUCAUAUUGUAUUGCUGAUAU
Molecule: messenger RNA, 2493 nt
Organism: Tupaia belangeri chinensis (Chinese tree shrew)
Lineage: Eukaryota; Metazoa; Chordata; Mammalia; Scandentia; Tupaiidae
Gene: EFHC2
Product: EF-hand domain containing 2
Exons: 15
Coding region: 66-2327 (753 amino acids)
Biological process (GO): regulation of neuron projection development
Cellular component (GO): microtubule
Source: RefSeq, a predicted model, not a curated record